Molecule: messenger RNA, 2220 nt
Organism: Alternaria burnsii
Lineage: Eukaryota; Fungi; Ascomycota; Dothideomycetes; Pleosporales; Pleosporaceae
Product: fch-domain-containing protein
Exons: 5
Coding region: 1-2220 (739 amino acids)
Biological process (GO): regulation of actin filament polymerization
Molecular function (GO): protein binding
Source: RefSeq, a predicted model, not a curated record
AUGGAGGUCGACAUUGCGCCCCAGUUCGGCGCUGAACUAAAGGAUGGCUUCAAGACAGUCAACGCUUGGGUUUCCGGUGGCAUCUCCUGGCUCGACGACAUCCAAGCAUUCUACCGCGAACGGAGCGCGAUAGAGAAGGAAUACUCGGCAAAACUCAGCGCGCUCGCGAAGAAAUACUAUGAAAAGAAGGCAAAGAAGCAGAGCAGUCUGAGCGUUGGUGACACGCCUACCGUUACUCCAGGCUCGCUCGAGAGCGCUUCCAUGACCACAUGGGGUGUCCAAUUGAGCACCCUCGAAUCGCGCGCCGCCGAACACGAACAAUUCGCUGGCGCUCUCAUCACCCAGCUUGCUGAUCCCUUGAAGGUCCUUGGUACACGGACCGAGGAGUUGCGCAAGUUGCACGGAGACUAUGCUGCCAAGCUGGAGAAGGAGCGCGACAACCAAUAUGGUGAGUUGCGCAAACAAAAGGGUAAAUACGAUAGCGUUUGCCAGGAGGUUGAGAGCCGGCGCAAAAAGGUUGAUGGCGCAUUUGACCACGGCAAAGCCAAGGCACGUAAUGCUUUCGAACAGCAACAGAUCGAGAUGCGUAACGUCAAGAACACCUAUCUCAUCAGUAUCAACGUAACCAACAAGCAAAAGGAGAUGUACUACCACGAGUACGUGCCUGAGCUGCUCGAUAGCCUUCAGGAUCUUUCGGAGACGCGAGUCAAUAAGCUAAAUACUAUAUGGUCACUCGCUGCACAGAUCGAAACUCAGACACUCACGCGAAGCACCGAGUACCUGAAGCACCUCUCCGGCGAGAUCCCGCGCAACAACCCUCUGCUCGACUCGAUGAUGUUCCUACGGCACAACGCUGGUUCGUUCCAAGAGCCUGGCGACUUUCAAUUCGAGCCCAGCCCGGUUUGGCUAGACGAUAAUAGUAUCGCUGUCGACGAGCCUGCAACGAUCUUCCUGCGCAACGUUCUCACCAAAUCAAAGACGUCCUUGGGGGAAUACAAACGAGAACUUGAUAAGAAGCGCAAAGAAGUUGAGAAUGCCAAGGCGGUACGGCAGAAGAUAAGGGAUGGCAAGGACAAAAGAGACGAGGUGGAUAUUGUUCGCGCUGUUUUUGCUAUACAGGAACAGAUGCAUGAGGUGGAACGUCAGAAGGUGAAUGCGGAAGUGGAAGUCUCAACAAUCACCUCAGUCGUCGGUGACUUGAGUAUCGGCGCAAGGAACCACAACUUCAAGUCGCAGACAUUCAAGAUACCUACAAACUGUGAUCUAUGUGGAGAUCGGAUAUGGGGUCUAUCAGCAAAAGGAUAUGACUGUCAAGAUUGCGGCUAUACGUGUCAUAGCAAGUGCGAGAUGAAGGUACCUGCCGACUGUCCUGGUGAACAGUCCAAGGUAGAAAAGAAGAAAUUGAAGGAAGAGCGGCAAAAGGCUGCACACACAGUGACGGCAACAAACGGCACUGCGACGAGCUCUAAUGCGGACAUGCCCCGACUGGGAAGAAGCGACACGGUGAACUCCAUGAACACCCUCAGCUCCGGCUAUUCGGCGACUGCGCACCGGUCCAUAUCCGGAGGUAUGUCGCCUACUGUCGAGGAGACUCCUCCACCACCAGAGAAGAAGGCGCCCAUAGUGCCGGGUGCUAGGAAGAACCGAUUGGUUGCACCACCACCUACACAAUAUGUCAAAAACGACGAGGACGUUCCUCCACCCCCACCCAAGUCUGCAGAAUCCAGGGGUAGAAUGCUGUACGCUUAUCAAGAGAAUGGGGAGGGCGAACUGACUGUCGCGGAUGGCACGGAUGUUGCCAUUCUAGAACCUGAUGACGGUUCCGGAUGGAUGAAAGUUCGUGCUGGCGUUAAAGAAGGUCUUGUUCCAGCAGCGUAUGUUGAGAUGACGGUGGCAACGCCACCUACCACGGCCUCUACAUUCUCUUCAACAAGGCCGGACUCGACGUACUCUGCAUCGUCAGCAUCAACCACUAACUUCACUGCGGCUGCCGCUCCCGGUAAGAAGAAGGGUCCCGCCGUUGCGCCAAAGCGUGGCGCAAAGAAGCUGAAGUAUGUGGAAGCCUUGUAUGACUACACAGCGCAAAGCGACGUAGAACAUUCCAUGUCAGAAGGAGAUCGUUUUGUUCUUAUCAACAUGGAGGCCGGCGACGGCUGGGCAGACGUUGAGAAGGAUGGCAUAGUACGUAGUGUACCGGCCAACUAUAUUCAGCAAGUCUAG